AUGACUCUCCCUUCUAUUAAUGAACCUAUUUCUUCUAAUAUUAUUGUUACACCCCUUUGCACUCCAUCUAAAGAGCUAUGUAAACAACUGAUAAACGAUUAUUUUAACAAAUUCAAUGUUAUCACUCCUAUUAUUAAUCGUAAAAAAUUUAAUGAACAAAAUUAUGAUAAUAAGAAAAAUUCAGAAAUGAUAAUGUGUGCAAUUUUAGCUGUUGCUGCAUCAAAAUAUUCUGAUGAUCCUUCGAUUCAAAAAACUCCUGAUAAACCUGGUGGUAUAUUUUUUGAUUAUGCUAAGAAAUUAUUAGAUACAAAAUAUAAUAUACCAAGUUUGGAAACUGUUCAAACGUUACUACUUCUGGGACAUGCAGAAGAUAGCAUGACGCGCAUUUAUAGUGUAUCAAUAUGGAUAUCAUUCAUAUUUGGAAAACCUAUUGUCAUUGAUGAUAUAAAUAUCGAUGUUCCUUUACCUACUUUACCUUCAUUUGGCACUUUGACGAAAAAGUUCUUUAUAGCAUGGAUAAAGCUAUCACGUAUACUUGGCCAAAUUUGGAAUUUUGGUUAUUCUUCUCAGUCCUUGGCUUCUCGAGAAAGUUGGUUCUUCUAUGCAACUGAUCAAAAAAACUUGUUAAAACAAAUUCGUUUAGAAUUGACAAGAUGGUUAAGAGAAUUACCGGAUGAAUUACGUUGUCAAUAUUUGCCGAAUGCUGAUUCAAGUCGUGCUAAACCAUCUAAUUUUUCCGCUUUUGCUG
Molecule: messenger RNA, 748 nt
Organism: Dentiscutata erythropus
Lineage: Eukaryota; Fungi; Glomeromycota; Glomeromycetes; Diversisporales; Gigasporaceae
Source: the annotation of a GenBank genome assembly